This is a messenger RNA of Phytophthora nicotianae INRA-310, 1497 nucleotides long. RefSeq lists its product as hypothetical. Lineage: Eukaryota; Oomycota; Peronosporomycetes; Peronosporales; Peronosporaceae. The record is from RefSeq and is a predicted model, not a curated record. The transcript has 2 exons. The coding region runs from base 1 to 1437 and encodes 478 amino acids.
AUGUCAGUCAAUGGACAGCACCACCCCAUUGUACGAUUAACGCUAGGACUGCUAUUCUCCUCGCAGUUACCAAAGAUGAGUUUUUCAGCCAAGGAGGAGGCUGCUAUGCCGUCGCUGGAGGAGGUAGUGGCUUUCAUUGACUCGUGGGAUUCGGGGAACACCAGUCCGGGCGACGUCACAACCAGCGAGAGUGAGACCGACCGCUCUCCAUUCAGUAAAGAAGACGUCGAUUCUGUGCUGCUAGACUCGCAGGAUGGUGUACUACAAGAUGCAAGUUUUCUACCAAAGGAGACACUAGAACGCAACAGCAAGAAACCCAUGAAGAAGAAGCGAAAGAAGACUCCAGGGGCGUCCACGCGACUGCAGCGGCGUAAAAGGGCAGAGAUCUUGGCCUUGAGCGCUCUGAGCGAGCAACUGGAAGGGCGAUUGGAGCAACUCAGACGCGAUCAGGACGAAUUUGACCCUUCAAGUAUGUUAUUGACUCAAGGUGGGUCUUCCUGGUCUGCGAUAGCUGCAAUUCAGUUCCAAGAACGACUCCAGUCCGAAGUGAUUAACCAAAGACUGCGCGCUGUCCUCACGGAGCAAAUGAAGAUCAACAAGGCGCUAUGUGACGUCUUCCGGGCGCAAACUUCUUUGGGCAACUUGAAUGUAUUUUUCGGGGAACCAGGACCCCCGGUACAAUAUCCGGUAGCAGACAACUCUUGUGCUAUGAUCGGUGAGCUUGAAAAGAAGGUGGAAGGCUUGUAUCUCGACUCGGCAGCGGUAUUUCAGCCCCGUGGAGUCCCUUGCAUCAAUACUACUUUGCACGUUAAGCAAGAACAAGAUCGCGGCAACGUUUUCGAGAUCACUAGUACAACUUGCCUGCCGUGUUCAGUACAGGAAACAAGCGCAAUGUUCUGGAGAGAUUUCCUGACAAUUCAUCAGACCAACGACAAAUCCUAUCACUUCGUACGUAGUAGUUGCAGGGCUGCAUCGUUAGUAAUUUUUGUAUUUAACUUUAUUUUUUUUGUACAGCUUCGGCAGCGCAAACCGGCUUCUGUUGAGAAGAGUUUCAAGUGGGUACUUCGCAGUGAGGCGACAGUGAGGGAGAUCAACGGGUUUGCGUUCGUGCGAAAGAUUGAAGAGCCCAACCGUGUUGUUCUCGUCGAGGCAGAUCGCUUUGUACUGCCGACGGAAGGUCUUCACUUUCGGAUUCAACGCUGGACCAUCAUUACACGUUCCGAGGACGGAUCAAGGCCCGGGUCAAUUGUUCGUACGCUGAUCCAGCUCCGCGCCGAGUACACUGAAGAGUUCGCACCCACGAAAAAUGACCUUCAACAAGUGAAAGAUUUAGUGCUAGGAACUCUGAGUUCGAGGUUGCGAGGAUAUCUCCAACAGCAACAAGGGAAAUUUGAGAGGGAAGCUGAGCAGCUCCGCAUGACCACAACUGCAAAUUGAAAACUCAUUAGUAAAAUUGGAGAUAUAAGGUUAAUUGCAAGUUAUUGUCUUCUUAUGCUU